Molecule: messenger RNA, 3503 nt
Organism: Lycium ferocissimum
Lineage: Eukaryota; Viridiplantae; Streptophyta; Magnoliopsida; Solanales; Solanaceae
Exons: 5
Coding region: 1-3261 (1086 amino acids)
Source: RefSeq, a predicted model, not a curated record
AUGGAUCAACUCCCUUACUUCUCUAAAAUCCCUUCGCUGCAGACAACUCCUCCAAACCCUAGCCGUUUUAUUAUAAACCGUAGACGUUUUGCUGGAAUCCUUCACCGACGUGGGGUUCCAAUGAUAAGGGUUAAGCCAAUGACUCGCUCGUGUAGUUGCCAUGAUAGUUUAAAAUCAACAUCCCAGUUGUUCAAUAAGAGAAAUAAGCGAGCUGCGUCAUUAUGCAAGACCUGUGGAGGGAGUAACAUGCUUAAUACUGUUGGUCUGGAAGUUGCAAAAUCUAUAAAUCCUGAGUUGAGUUGGAAGGCCGUGACAAAGGGAAGGCGCUCUAGGAAGGCAGUUGCUAGACGGUUGAAUGAGGGUGUGAAGGUGGUAAAUCGGAGUCCCAAGAGGGUUGGAGAUUUUUCAGGCUCAGAUUCUGACAAGCAGAUUGGUGAAGCUGGCUGUUGGUCUUCUGAUAAAGUUGAUCACGUUCCAAUUAAGAAAAGAAGGCAUUUGCUUCAAACUUCAUCAGCACACUCUCAAAAUCCCUCUAUUGACCGCGAAGAUUCACUAUCACCACAAUCUCUAGCAACUCCUAUGCCUUCAGAAGACUUCUCGGGAAUUGCACUUCUAGCUGAUGCUGCUUGCAUUAAUGACAUGGAUGAUGACCUUGAUGAAGCCAAGGAGGCACAUGCUAUGAUUGCAUAUGCAGCACCAGUGGGGUCUGCUGGGUCUACUCCUCAUUCUAAGGAGAUAUUGGUUUUGAAGGAAUCGAGAGAUCCUGGUAGAGGAGAUAUGAUGCAUGCAAGCAUCACGGAGGCCUCCAUUGUUAAUGAAUCUGCGGUUGCUCCUAAAGGUUUUGCUGAAUUCAAAGAACCUUCAGUUGUAAAUAGACCAGUUUCACCAAAGGUAGACAGAAUGCAUUGGGAUCUCAACACCUUAAUGGAUACAUGGGAGCAACCUCCCAAGGAUUCUUCUAUGGAAAAUGCUUUUGCCAAGGGCUUAAAUGAUGGCGCACAAAAGGAGAAACUCAAAAUAGAAAUUUCUGAUAAAAAGAGGGAUUUUGAAGACUAUAAACAGAGCUUUGGGGAAUGUGCGCCUCCUGGUAAAAGUGGAGCAAUUUCUGAGUUUGCCAGUGUAAAAGCAGAAGUAUGUAAGCUCGAAUCAGCCUCAGUUAAUGAAAGAAUCUUUGGUGAGGAGAUGUUCUCUGGAAACCCUGUUAGCCAUUGUACCAAAGCCUUGGACUCUUUAUCUGCACAAAGAGAAACAUUAGGUGAACUUGUCACUGGAGAUGCAUUAGCUGAUUCUUCUAUUGUUAAAUCACAUAAUGCCUCAUGCAUGCUUGUCUCAAAUGGAUUAACUACCACUGCUGCUGACGGCCUAAUUUUGACAGAGAUUACAGAUUCUUCUGUAAAGGCUGCAGGAUGUAGUAAAGCUGCUUUAUCUGAAGUCCCAUUCCCAGCAAAGCCUGGCUGUGAGAGUGCCUCUAAAUGCAUUGACCGUAGUGAUCCUAUAAUGACCAGUGAAGUAUCUGAGACUAGUAUUUUGAAUGCCAUGGAUGUUGAAAGUUCUGAUAGUAAUCCUACAGAAACAGAUUUCUGCGAUCAUUCAUCUAAGUGUGAAGAUUUGUCUGCCUCAAAGGUCUCUAUAGCUGAGGGUCAGUCUGUUGCCAUUGAACCCGUUGAGCAACAUGGCAACAUUUUAGCUAUUGAUUCUCGAAUGCAGUUGGAAGGGAAUGGAGUAAUUUCUAAGUCCAGUGGCAGCAAUAAUUGUGAUCAAGUGGAAAAAUGCACGACUUCUGGGAAGGACUCUUCAAGGAGCUGUAAUGAGGGAUUGCAGAUUGACGAUCCUAGUCAAUUCACAAAGAGUGCUUCGGCUUUUGAAGAUAGCCAUAAGUCUGAUAUCUCUCAGGAAGAUAGUCAAAUGAUUAAUCGAGACCAUGUGACUAGAAUUGAGGCUGGCUAUGAUUCUCCAUUUGAGGAUGGAGAAUUAAGGGGAUCAAUUAUGUACUCUUGGGAGGACUAUGAAAUUGAGGAUGGUGAAAAUGAAUGUGUUGAUUAUGAAUUAGAUGUUAGAGAUGACAUGGAUUCUGAUGCCGGUGAUUUCCCAGCCUCUGAAGUUGUUGAAGCCGGCUCUGAGGGUUCACGAAGUAUAGAAAAGAGAAUCUCGUCAACCAGCGGAUAUCCAGAAGUAGAUUUUGUGAAGGGCAGAUCUCCAAGAAACUUUAUGAGGAGGCAAUUCAAUAGGGCUGACAAUAGUGGUGGAAAGAAUGGGUUGGGUACAGGAUCUAGAUCUACGACUCAAAGGUUCAGUGAUAAGAUUGGAGGGAAAGAGAAUGAUUUUAGAAAAGGACAUACAUCUGAUUGCAUGGCAAGAUAUGAAUUCAGAGGGUCAUACAUUGAAGAAAUUGGUUCAAAGACAAAUAGAGGGAAGCUGCAGUCACAUAUUGAAGGACCGCACCGAAACAGGCCGCAUAACCUUACUGGUUCUUACCAGAGGCCUGUAAGAGGAGUUACUCCAGAUAAAUUUGUUGGUAGAUAUCGAUCUGGUUAUAAUUCACGAGAUAGGGGUGCAACGGAUGGCCAGUGGAAUAGCUGGAAUUCAAGAAACCGCCACCCAUCUACUUAUCAUUGCUCUGAGAGUCAUAACUACUCAAGGCGCCACAAUUUUACAGGUUCUGCUGACAAGUUUGGUGGGUUAAACUCUCGAGUUCAUCAGCAAUCUAUAAAAUUUUCCUCAGAAGGUGUGCGCAGGCCACUUGUGAGGAGGAGAUCAUCUGUUGAGAGGGAUGACUAUUAUGAUGUCCAUAAUAGGAUGGUACCAGCGAGAGGAGGCUAUCAGAGCCGCAAUGGUGGUAGAAGUUUCUCACAGAGGGUUGUAAGAGGAAUCAGGGAUGAAGGGUAUGAGCCUAUACCUGGUGAUGGUGAUUUAUCUUCUGUAGGCGUGCCUCAGUAUUUACACAGGGGAGAAAGAACCAGUACUCCCACUUCAGGUAGAGCUACUCAUAUUUCACGGCCCAGGAGGAGAUCUCAUUCAAGAUCCAGAACGCCUUCACCCCAUCCGUGGCAUACACGGAGAGAGCGAAACUUUAGCACCAGAAGGCGUAGUAGAUCUCCAGAUUUAAGGUCUCAUGCUAGAACGGAGCGAAGUUUUGGUGAAGAUUUCUCAUCUCCACAACAAGGCCACUGCCCCCCUGAACGGAGUUCUAGUAGAUGGAUAGAUGUGCGAAGUUUUGGAGGUGAACAAUCAAAGAACAAGUGGUCUCGUAAAGAUAAUUAGGCAGUGUCAAAGAUUUGAUCCCAGUUUGCACCGUUUUAGUGUCUAGAUAUUUUUGUUAGGUCUAGUUUUUUGAUAUUAACGCUGGGGUGCUUUAGUUUUGAUAAUUUUUUUUCAUUUUUAGUAAGUUUUACUUGUAAAAAGUGAAAAUUACAAAGUGGACUCGCGUUUUAUGAUACAAGUUAUGUUUUCAUUUUCAAUGAAAAGAAAAUUUAUAAAAUAAAAGAAUAGUUGUUCUUAUUUCA